This is a messenger RNA of Drosophila kikkawai, 3280 nucleotides long. NCBI's taxonomy places the organism in Eukaryota, Metazoa, Arthropoda, Insecta, Diptera, Drosophilidae. The record is from RefSeq and is a predicted model, not a curated record.
UGGUCAGAGUACAAUGGUCAUCCAGUGCACAUGUGAUUGCAACUGCAGUGAUAGUAGAGACAACCGGAGCCUCAUCUCCUGCCUGAUCCCGGGCAGAAGCCAGCCCCUCAAGUGGGGAUCGUCGGCCGGCGGCGAUGUCGAUAACGGAUCAUCGGAGGAGCAUCAUCACCGGACCCCCUACUACCGCCGCCUCUCGAAUACCUCAUCGGCGCUCUACGGCAGCUGUCCCCAGUUAUUGCCCCCCAGCACGAGUGGAGGAGUCUCUGCUUCUGCUGCUGCUGCUGCUGCCCAUCCCCCAGCCGCCUGUCUCCAGCGCCUGCUCCGCCACCCCGAGGCGGAGGAGCGACAGUACUCGAGUCUGGUGAGGCCCAAGCAGCGGAGUCCCGUGCUGUGCAACAAAUCCUGGUGGGUCUCCUGUCCACGCCUCUCCACGGUCCAAGCGAAAAUGCAGCCCUGUCAUAGCGGAGGAGGAGGAGGAGGAGGAGGAGCCGGUGGCACACCACCACCGCCACCCGCCCUGCCCAGAUUUCCCAGCAAGCGGCAUUGUGACAAUUUUGGCAGCUACGCCACAUUGCCCACCAUUGAGCAGCAGUCACAACCAAUGCCCCACUGCAGUCGACACGGAGUCCUGGGCGGUGGUUCCGGCGUAAUGCCAGUUCCGCCGCCGCCCCGCUACGCCAAUCCCAAUUUGAAUGGCUGCUGUUACAUGUACAAUCCCGUGACCACCGCCCAUCAGAGUCACCUCCAGCCGCCCCAGCACCACCACCAGCUCCAGCACCAGCACCAGCACCAUCCCACCCAUCAGUAUGCCCCGCAGUAUUGCCUCUGCGAUAAUUGGUACCAUCAGCCGCAGCAGCAACAGCAGCAGCAGCAGCACCUCCAACAAAGGAGCAAGCCUCUGGUGGCCAACGGUGGCUGCUAUUUUGGCUACGAGUCCCACCAGAACCCUCCGCACACUAUAGCCCAUCCCAGCCACAUAACGGACGAGGAGGACUCGGCGUUUCCAGGACUGCCCGAUCGGGAGUUCCAUUUGCUGCAUCGGAAUAUACCCGCCUUGCGACGCACUGGAGUGGACACGACACGCAUUAGACAGUACUUUUAUCCCGACGGCGGCUGGGGCUGGAUCAUUUGCGGUGUGUCCUUUCUGGUCCACAUCCUGACCACCGGAUUGCAGCUGAGCUAUGGCCUUUUGUUGUUCUAUGCCGUCCAGUAUUUGCAUAAUACCAGUGGCGUAGAACUGCUGGGCGCCUUGAGCUGGUCAGUCUCCAUGGUGGCCACAUCGUUUGUGGUGUCGCUGUGUCGCAAACGCUCCAUCCGCCUCCUGUCCAUCGUCGGGGGAUUGGUGAUGCCUUUGGGCAUUCUGUUCACCUCAUUUGCCACCGAGUUUGGCCAGGUUGUUUUCAGUUACGGCAUCGUCUUCGGUGUUGGGGUCGCCAUGGUGCGGGAGGCAUCCACCGUGAUGCUGGGCAAUUACUUUAAGCGGCGCCGUCAAUUCGUCGAAAUGGUGGCCAUGUCCGGCGAGGGUGUUGGCAUCGCUUUGUUCUCCGUCAUCCUGAAGGAGGGCGUGGGCAAGGCCGGCUGGCGCCUGGGCCUUCAGAUCGUCGCUGCCCUGACGGCACUCAGCUUCUUCAUGGGCCUAAUGUACCGGCCCGCCUCCUUGUACCAUCCCCAGCGACGGGCCAUUCAGCAUCUGAAAAAUCAACGCAAGAAGAUGCGCGAGAAGAAGCCGAUUCUCAGCCAGGAUGUGGAGAUCAGCUCCCCAAGAUAUUUAUUUUUGGACAUAUCAUCACUGAAGUCGGUGACUGUUAAAAUCUUACUCAUGACCUCCAGCGUGGCCUCCUUUGGCAUCUAUACGCCCAUGUUCCUAAUGGCCCUCAAUGCCGCCGAGCAGGGCUCCGAUGUCCAAGAACUGGUGCUCCUGCAAACAUUCCUGGGCAUUUCCAUGGCCUUGGGUGUGGUCAUAGCUGGUGCCUUGCUGCGGCGUUGCUUUGUGAUUAGGCACUUUGUGAUCAAUACGAAAAUAGUCACUCAGAUCUUCAUAUCAAUUGUGGCCUUGGCUAUCCUCUUUCUAUCCUUUGUCAUGGGCUAUACGGGCCUGUGCAUACUGAGCUGGCUAUAUGGCAUUGGCCUGGGCGGGUUUCAAUAUUCAUUGAAAAUUCUGGCACUAGAACGCAUCAAGCUGAAACACUUUUCCAAGGCCUGGGGUUUCAUACGGGGUGUCGAAUCAGUUCCUGUGCUGAUAAGCGUUCCACUCACCUCGUUUCUGAAUGAUUACUCGCUCAAGUAUGGCCGGGCGGGCUAUUAUAUAUGCUCGGCGGCAGCAGCCAUUUCGGGCAUCAUUAUUUUCUUUAUAAGUGAACCGCAACAGCAGCAGCAGCAUUCGCAGCAGCACCAGGAUCAGGGGCAUCAUCAUUACCCACACCGGAAUGGUCAUCUGCCGACUCCCUUGCUGGUGCGCCACUCCUCUGCCCGGCAGCAUCGCACGCAUCUACCGCUGGACUAUGGCUAUGGGGAGUAUCCGGCACCAGAUCUCCUCAGUCGCAGCUGCAUUAGUCUCAAUCAAAUGGAGCCAUAUCUCCAGCAGACCAGCUAUUGCCAGCGCCACAUGAUGCAGCAGCAGCAGCAACAGCAACAUCAACAGCAGCAGCAGCAUUCCCACCUCCAGCAGUUGGCCUGUCACAAUCUCGAUCAGGUCCGCGAAGCCUACCAGCUGGGACAGGGUAGCAUUGGCGCCAGGAUGGGCAAGCGGCUACAGCGGAGCCUGUCCUUCAUCCAGCAGCACAGCAACUGCUGCGACGGGCAGAUGUACUGCAGCUGGCACAGCACCUACGAGCUGGGCUGUCACAAGAGCAACAAGUGACAGCAGCAAACGGACAGACAGCCAUUGAUAUGCACCUGCAGCAGUCCGAAUGGCCAGCAACAUUCCCACUCCACUGGCUAUGGACUACCCGCCGCCAGCUCCGCCCGCAGUCGCAGUGUUCCGGAGGGAUUGUCCACCAUGUCGCAGCAGUGUAACUGCCGGCACGGCCCGGUUGGGGGCGGACACGCGGGACCCACGCGGGAGUUCAUCUACGUGCCGCAUGCCUACGCCUCCCUGCAAAGGACACCGCAUCGGCACAGCCAGGGGGCAGGCACGGGCACGAGUGCGGGUGCCGGAGCCGCUCCUGGUGCCUCCUGUUCGGCAUUGCGAAACAAUCCUCAAUGCCGACUGAAGCGCUCACAAUCGCUGUGCCGACCCACAGCCGUGCAGUUCGUUGAGCAAAUCACCACGUCCGUGUAA